This is a messenger RNA of Mus pahari (shrew mouse), 813 nucleotides long. RefSeq names its product zinc finger protein ZFPM1-like. The record is from RefSeq and is a predicted model, not a curated record. The transcript is spliced from 2 exons. The coding region runs from base 1 to 813 and encodes 270 amino acids. Lineage: Eukaryota; Metazoa; Chordata; Mammalia; Rodentia; Muridae.
AUGGCAGGGCGCGGGGUGCGCGCGGGCGGCGACAAUGGACCAGAGCGCGCGCCUCCGGGGCCUCCGUGGGCCGAUCGGCAGUCCCCCGCCUUCGGCCGCGCGUCCCCGCGGGGGUGGCCGGCCUCAGCCACGGCCCGGGCCCCGGGGCUCAGCUCGGCGGUCCCCUCUCCCUGCCGCGCGCCCGGACUGCAGGAGGAGCUGGAGCCGGGCUGCUCGACCACUCCGCGCCCGGGGACUCGGCGACCUGGGGCCGGGAGCGCUGGGCAGGUAACGUGUAUUGGACCGGGCUGGGGGCUCCGGGAGGCCCGGGGGCGGCCCUUCCCCGACUUCUGUCCCCGCGGUGGCCUGCACCGGGGCAGAAAGCCGAGGUGGGCGUGGAGCGCCGGAGCGGGAGAGAAACUUCAAUGUGACCAGUUCCACCAGGCUCCUCCCGAGAGGCCGGCGCGGCGCGACACGGGCACCCUGUCGCCCUCCUCCCUAAACCCUCCCGGGCCACUCCUUCCCCAUGUUUCCCCGAUCCGGAGGCCCUCUUGCUCCCAACCCUGGCUCGCCCGAGCCCCACUGUCGCCCUGGCAGGGACUUUUAGGGACUUGUUGGCCGCGGAGGCCAGCCUUGAGCCUAGUCCUUCCGGCUGCUCCGCAGCCCCUCGCACGUGGCAGGCAAGCAGGCUGCCGAGAACUUGCUGCGCCUUCUAGGAAAUUGCAAUCGAUUUGUAACGCACUUUCGCUAAUUGGGAGUUCAGAAUUAAACUUUAAUAAAGCAUUUGUGUCGUCUCGUCUAAUUGUGAAGGCUUCCAUUCGUCCUGGUAGAUAG